Striga asiatica is the source of this 1206-nucleotide messenger RNA. The record is from the annotation of a GenBank genome assembly. Lineage: Eukaryota; Viridiplantae; Streptophyta; Magnoliopsida; Lamiales; Orobanchaceae.
AUGGACUUCUUCAGAUCGGCCUUCUCGGACCCUAGCCACGCCGCCGUCCCCGACUCUCCGGCGUCUAUCCCCGCCGCCCCACAAAAUCCCCAAACUCCUUCUUCCUCAUGGGCAUUCGGAUCGACCCUCUUCCAAACCCUGGCCUCCAAAUCCGAGACCCUGAUCGACCACUACUACAAAGAUUUUCAAGAAUUCAGCACCGGCCUUAAGAAGGAGACGUCUGUCAUACGCCAGGCCGCUAGCCGAGUCGUCCAGGACCUCCCGGCCCGUCUCGAGUCCGGCGCCGCCAUCGCCCAGGAGUCCCUCGAGGCGGUGGGACAGGCCAUCGACAACGUGGGGUCCACCGUCUCGGAGAUUAUUGGUAAAGAUUUGAACUUUGAUGACCCCACUAGCGCCCAGUCGGUUGAGGGCGAGAGAGACUUGUUAAAUUCUACUAGGGAAGCUAAGCCGUACAACAGGAUGGAGGCUAUGAUUCGUGCUUUGCAAUGUGACAUUCGUACUUACUGUGAUGAAGUUGAGGCAAAUGGUUAUCUUGAGUGGAGAACGGGUUUUCAGAUGGAGGACAAAAGGGGGGAAAUCGAGCAUCUAGUUAAGGAAAAUGGGAUUAUCAUGGAGAUCUAUAAUGAAAUCGUGCCCCUGAAAGUUGAUGAGGAGACAUUUUGGUGUAGGUACUUCUAUAGGGCUGAUAAUUUAGUUAAGGCAGAGGAGGAGCGGGCUAGGAUUGUGAAAAAAGCUAUUCUUCGCGAGGAAGAAGAAGAAUUAAGCUGGGAUUUUGAUGAUGAUAAUGAUCAUGAUGAUGGUAAUCGCAACAAUGAAAAUGGUGAUUGUAAUUCGAAAGAUAGCCUGGCGAAAGGAAAAGUGGUGGAUAAUGCGGAAGUUGAAAACCGGGAGAUUGUGGGUGUUGGCAGUUCAGGUACAAAGAGCGAUGAGGAGAAUUUAAGGAAGAAAUUAAUAGACAAUGAGAAGGAGUUGUCGGAUGGGAAACUCGGGAGUGAUAUUUCGAUUAUUUCAAGCCAACAAUCAUCACACGCCGAGGAUGAUCUCGGGUGGGAUGAGAUUGAAGAUAUUGGGAGUGAGGUCGGGAACACGAUGAGUAAAUCGGUUGAUUUACAUAAGAGGUUGAAUUCUGCCGAGAAAGAAGACGAGGAGGAGCUGACAUGGGAUGUUGAGGAUGAUGAUGAUGAUGAAUGUGAACCCGUUAAGUAG